AUGGUGGUAGCGACAAAAGCUCCGGUUAAACCAGCAGUGCUUAGUACUACGACGUCCGCGCCGAAAAAAGUAACCAGCGACGACAAAAACGGUCGUGUUGCCACCAAAGAAGAUUUCGAAUUUUACGCUCGACUGGCUAAACUAAUGAUUCUCAGGAAGGACAAUACGGAAGUGACAUCGAAGUAUUCGACGUGGUUAAAAUCGCUUAGGAAUCAUGAAAACAUCAACACCGGAGUGGACUACGUCAGGUUGAUGGUGAUGGCCUUGCAACAUCCGGAACCGGUGUGUCCGUUCAACGAUUACCCUCCGGCCGACAUCGAUCCGUUGGACUGCGAUCCGAUGGAAAAGGCUAGAAGAAUCGUCCGGCAGCACGACGGCGUGUCGUGUGUGCCGCCCUUUUCGAACCCUCCGGUCGUGUCGGCAGUUUCCGAGGACCGACGUCAGUACGCGGCCUACCAGACGGUUCCGAACGCGGGCGUUCAAUGUUACUACGUCCGAGCCGACGAGCCGAUGAGUGGUUGGAACUUUCCGUCGACUAUUUCGAAACCGGACAAUCCCAUGCACGCCGGCCCGUUGGAUUGGGAACGAUCGUUGGCCGGUAUUUUAAAAAAGCCUCGGAGUAUUCAGAACGGGACUGAGACGUCACUGGAAUCUUUCGUCAAUUCGGGUUCGAAGGCCAAGUACACGUUCAAAGACUCGACGAACGCUUGCAAAAUAUUGAACGUGCUUCAGGAGGGUAUUGACGUGGGUGACGGCGUUUUUAAGUGGUCCGAGUACAGUCUUCUAACGGGCGACACCAUUCCGGGAUCAGAUUUGUGCAUCGACUGGAUGGUGCACGAGCACGAAAGGACUCAGCUGGAGAUAGACGAGGAAAUCAUCAAUUCGUUUGACAAACUGUAUCCGGGAAAUUUUCGUUUGUCGGCUUGCCCCGAACUGCUGGAAGGCAUUUAUCGGAAAUUUCAGUGUGCCCAAGAAAACGGUUCGAAUUUUUUUAUUUAUACGGCGCGAUCGACUUAUCGAUGA
This is a messenger RNA of Daktulosphaira vitifoliae (grape phylloxera), 1023 nucleotides long. RefSeq lists its product as uncharacterized. The record is from RefSeq and is a predicted model, not a curated record. Bases 1 to 1023 code for a protein of 340 amino acids. The transcript is spliced from 5 exons. Lineage: Eukaryota; Metazoa; Arthropoda; Insecta; Hemiptera; Phylloxeridae.